AUGGCGGCCGUUGCGUUGGCAACCUCGGGCCGCGCGGUCGUUGUUGCUGCCUCGGCCUUUAUUCCUACAAAACCCCCAGCCGUGCCAUUGGCCGUAAGAUCACCGUAUCUGAAUGCUUGGUUGCAGGGCGACUCGGGCUGUAUUCUUCCUGGUUCCUGGCCCCGGUUCUGGACAGGUCAAAUACAGGGCUGGCAAGGUCUGGUCGCUGUUGACGGGACUGUCUACAACUGGAUGGGCGCAGCUCCUGGUCCGGCGCUUGUUGACCAGAUAUCUCUUGAGUAUACCUCAACACGGAGCAUCUUUACCUUCAACGUAGCAGGAAAAGUCAACUUGACCGUUACAUUCUUAUCCCCAGUCUAUCCUGACGAUCUCGGAAGGCAGUCUUUACAGUUUUCUUACAUCUCUGCCAAAGUAAAGUCCUCGGAUGGGGCAUCACACAGUGUCCAGGUUUAUAUGGAUGUUUCCGGAGAAUGGGCCAGUGGCGAUCUCUCUCAGGUCGUGAACUGGGAUUCCGGCACGGCUGGGGAUAUUACCUAUCACAAGUUUUUCCGUGCCAACCAAGCCGAGUUUGCGGAAUCAGGGGAAAUCGCCAGCUGGGGAAACUGGUAUCUAUCAACCAGCUCUGAAAAAGGUAUGACUUGGCAGAUUGGCCAAGACACGCUGGUCCGAGGCCAGUUCGCGGACAAGAGAACGCUAGCAAACACAAAAGACAGCAAUUUUCGUUCGGUGAGCUCAAAUUGGCCGGUCUUUGCAUUCUCACAUGAUUUGGGCAAUGUCCAGGGGAGCGAUGUUGAGAGACUGUUCACUCUGGGUGUGACUCAAGAUCAAGUCAUCAACUUUGCUGGACAUAUCCAGUCCUUGGCGCCUGUGCCGGGCCUGUGGUUGGCAUACUAUAACGACGACAUCUCUGCCGUCACUGCUUUUUUCGACGACUAUCAACACGCAAGCUCCGUGUCCUCAAGUCUCGACAGCUACAUUCAAACCGACUCUGUUAAGGCGGCCGGGAAUAACUACGCCAUCGUCACGACGCUUGCCGUUCGCCAAACAUUUGGUGCGCUCCAGUAUGCUGGCACCGCACCAAAACCCUAUAUCUUCUUGAAGGAGAUAAGCUCCAACAGCGACAUCCAGACGGUCGAUGUCAUUUUCCCCGCAUACCCGAUCUUCAUAUACCUAAAUGCGACACUCGGCAAGUAUCUGCUAGACCCGCUCUUUGAGAACCAGGAGAGCGGAUCAUACCCGAAUGCAUACGCAGAACACGAUCUCGGCACCUUUCCGAUGGCCAAAGGGUAUCCGGCCGGUGACGACGAAGCCAUGCCCCUAGAGGAAUGCGGUAACAUGAUCAUUAUGACACUGGCUUACGCUCAACGGACGGGCGACAUCGGCUACUUGUCGGCCCAUUAUCCUAAAUUGUCCCAGUGGGCACAAUUCCUGGUUAACGACUCUCUUAUCCCCUCAAACCAACUUAGUACGGACGACUUUGCAGGAACACUGGCCAAUCAGACAAACUUGGCUAUAAAGGGCAUAAUUGGCCUCAAGGCCAUGUCGAAGAUUGCCAGCCUGACAAAUAACAAAGAUACGUUCGGUACUGUGGCGGAUAUGUACUUGGCCAACUGGAAGCAAUAUGCCAUCAACAAUAAUGCAAAUCCACCUCACACGACAUUGAGUUACGGUGAUAACAACAGUCAUGGUCUGCUUUACAACAUCUACGCGGAUAAGCUUCUCGGCCUCAACUUCAUCGACCAGUCUAUCUACGACAUGCAGAGCAAGUUUUACCCAACAGUCGCUCUCAAGUAUGCUGUACCGCUAGACACGCGCCACACGUGGGCAAAGUCGGAUUGGGAGAUGUUUGCGGCUGCCGUUGCCAGUACAGAAACACGAGACAUGUUCAUCUCGAAGCUCGCGAACUGGGUCGGGGAAACGUCAUCAGACAGAGCCAUGACUGAUCUCUUCGACGCAGCAACUGGUGGAUUUCCGCAAGAUGGCCCGACCUUUGUGGCGCGGCCAGUCAUGGGCGGCAUGUUUGCUUUACUGGCAUUGCCCAAUUAG
This is a messenger RNA of Lasiosphaeria miniovina, 2046 nucleotides long. RefSeq lists its product as uncharacterized. The transcript has 7 exons. The record is from RefSeq and is a predicted model, not a curated record. The coding region runs from base 1 to 2046 and encodes 681 amino acids. Lineage: Eukaryota; Fungi; Ascomycota; Sordariomycetes; Sordariales; Lasiosphaeriaceae.